Brachypodium distachyon (stiff brome) is the source of this 3279-nucleotide messenger RNA. RefSeq lists its product as uncharacterized. Bases 481 to 2952 code for a protein of 823 amino acids. Gene Ontology annotation, biological process: regulation of defense response to fungus. The record is from RefSeq and is a predicted model, not a curated record. Lineage: Eukaryota; Viridiplantae; Streptophyta; Magnoliopsida; Poales; Poaceae. The transcript has 5 exons.
GUGCGCGCGGCGUUGAAGAGCGCGAAAGACGCAGCAGCAGCAGCCAGCUGAGCUGAGCUGAGCCAGCAGGAGAGCAGGAAAAGCCGAAGCAAGCAUUGGAGUCAGAGGAGAUGGCUCCCUCGUGACGGGUCGAUUUAAUUCCAGCAACCACCUGACCUCCACUCCUCUCUUCCCCCCACGCUUUUUCUCUCCCACCUCAGCCAGCCCGCCAUUUCUUUCUUCUCGCCCCGCCCCUCUUCCCUCCGACGCCUUCCUCCGUUCCCGGCUCAGUUAGCUGCUUGCUGCACUUGCUCGGUCUGCUGUUCCUCGGGACGCGGUUCUCGGGUUUUUUUUUGCUUGUGCCCUCAGGGUGUUUGUUUGAUUGUGCAAGUCCGGUGUUCCUUGGAGAUCCUUGGUCUGAUGCCGCGGCGCUGCUUCUGACGGCUGGGAGCCUGACAAGGAGGAGGAAGGAGUUCUUUUUGUGUGAGAGGGUUGGCUGGAAUGGAAGGGGUCGAGGCGGCGGAGGCGGCUGCGGCGGUGGCGAGAAUAAGGGUGGUGCGGUGCCCCAAGUGCGACAAGUUCUUGCCGGAGCUGCCCGCGUACUCCGUCUACGUCUGCGGCGGAUGCGGUGCCACCCUCCAAGCAAAGAAAAAGAAGUCAGCCCAAGCUUCGGAUACCUCUGAUAAUGAAAAUGUGAAAUACCUGGAAGUACUGGAGAGUGUGCCAGAGACAUAUGUAGUAACGUCUGGAGCAACCACUGAUUAUAGAUCGGUACCCAAUACAAUGCCACCUUUGCACAGUAGAUCAGUUUACAGCCGUGAUAACAGUCGAAAUACAAGAGAACCAAGCACCUCAAAUGCCAAAACUAACAUUAGAGAUGAUGUCAGGGAGGCUAAAUACAUGCGCUUCCGUAACGGGGAAAAUGGAGAAACUGCGCAUCCAACAACAGUAAGAGGUAUGCCUGACAUAUUUCCAAGGUCACCAAUUGACAGUGUUCCACCCAAUGCAUGCCGAGGAGAAGGCCCUGUUGACCACCAUUUAAAGUCUAGAUACACAUGUUCCAACAGGGAGCAUGGAAAUGAUACUGACUUGGACGGUCCAAGCAGAGUCAGGGGCCUUGAGAAAGAUCGGGCUGAGCUGUUGAAGAUGCUUGAUGAGUUGAGAGACCAGGUUCAGCAAUCCUGCGAGGUAAAUGGGCCGGACACAAGUGCUACAGCCAAUAGAGCAGCAGAUGCCUCAAGUUCAUACAGUACUCAUGAAAGGUCAAGUCAGUUGAGGCAUGAUCCAUCUCAAUUGCAUCGUAAGGGUUCUCAUCACUCUCCAUCCCUGAAUGUGCGGAGUCCUAGCAUUCCACAUGUUUAUGCUCCAUUGCCUACGCAGCAAAACCUUCAUGGAUACGUGGAGCCUAUUGCACAUGCAAGAACCUUUAGCUAUCCUGCUGGUCCUUACCCAUGGAGAAAUUUUGAUAAUUAUUUCUUUGGGCAACAUGAUCCUGAUCCUCUUCUCUCUUGCCACCAUGAAGGUUUCUACCAUCAGGCUGCAUGUUCUUGUUCACAUUGCUAUCACCGGGAGUUCUUGCCUGUACAGGGAACUCCUCUUGGUUUCAAUGAUCAGAGGGCACCGUAUCUUUUGAACAGUUAUGGGGCUUAUCCUGUGGAUGGUCCUUUGCUUGGUCAGCAAAGAUAUAAUUCAAGAGGUGCCAAUACUUCCUUGCAGCGGAAUAACCCGAGAGCCAAUGUAAGCAAGAAGCCCUCACAAAUUUGUGAGCCAAUUGCUGGUGGUGCUCCUUUCACCAUAUGCUACAACUGCUAUGAAGUGCUGCAGCUACCAAACAAACGUUCCUUGUUGAUGAAGGAGUAUAAAUUGCGGUGUGGAUCAUGCUCACAUACAAUUGUAGUCAAGCUUGAUGGAACCAGGCUAGAUGUAUCAGAACUAGCACCAAGUGCACACUUAUCUCCUGCACUGCGAAAUAGCAUCGGUGAUAAUAUGAGAGGCAACGAGUGCACUACUGCUGAUGAGAGCUUGCUUCCACCAUAUUGUUUUUCUGUAGGAAGCCAUCAGUCUCAGGGAAAAGAAAUGCACUCGAAUUUAAGUGAAUCAAAUAGCAAACGUACCCCUCUAGGAACUAAUUCCGAGGACAGUCCGCAGUCCAGGGAUCUUCCUGCUGAACACAAUGUGGUUUCCCGCACACCGAGUGAUCAUUGUGGAUCCUCACCAUCUGAAGGUUCUGGAAUAGGAAGCAGAUCUACCCGUUCUGAACAUGAAAAGGCUAUACUAUUAACUGAAGGUUGCAAGCAGAACUCAAUCAAAGAUGUAUGUGUAGCAAAUGAGAUGCAGUCGUCAGACAAUGAAUUUGAUGAUCCUGAUUACACACAAGAUAUAUUAAAUGUGCCACAAGAUUCUGGCCACACUAGGGUAACAAAGGUGGGUGAUUCAUUUCUCACCAAUCUAAUAAAAAGGAGCUUCAAAAUGAACAGUGGAAUGCGCAAUGGAAGAGCAAGGGUUUUUGUAAAUGGUGUCCCUAUCACUGAUCGUUCGGUCAGGAAGGCCGAGAAGCUAGCUGGAGCAAUAUAUCCUGGUGAUUAUUGGUAUGACUACCGUGCUGGCUUCUGGGGUGUUGUUGGGCAGCCCUGCCUUGGCAUGAUACCGCCUUACAUCCCAGAGUUUAACUACCCUAUGACUAAGAACUGUGGUGGUGGAAACACCAGCAUAUAUAUUAAUGGUAGAGAACUCCACCAGAAGGAUUUGGAUUUACUUGUCGCUCGAGGACUCUCUGAUUCCCCUGAAAGAUCUUAUAUAGUUGAAAAUUCAGGGAAAGUUACAGAUGAAGCAUCUGGUGAAGAGCUUUAUGGCCUUGGCAAGCUUGCACCAACUGUUGAGAAAAUGAGGCGUGGAUUUGGUAUGCGAGUCCCAAAAGUCAUGGUGACGGGUCAACGCAGGACAAUCACAGGCGGUGUCGAAGCUCGGGGAUAAAUCAACGGCACGUAGCUGCGUAUGAAACCAGAGAGAUUUAGCUGUGGAGAUGAUUAGAAGAAGAAGCUCUUGCAGCUUGGGUAGAUUUUCAGAAUCCGUUUUCUGCUUCAGAUUGUGAGGCUCGUGCUUUCUCCUGCUUUUUUAAGUUCUUUAUCUGAGGCCUCCUGGCUCCUAUAAUAUGUAAUAUGUUCCGCAAUUUGGAGGUGUUGUAAUUUUGAUUUUUUUUCUUUCGAAAAAGAGUGAAAAUCUCGGCCUCUGCAUCAAUCGAUGCGUACAGCUUUUUCUUUGGCUGAAAAGAGAGUAGUCGAUUGUUUUGUUUGCGUUCUA